Messenger RNA from Histoplasma mississippiense, 573 nucleotides. RefSeq lists its product as hypothetical. The coding region runs from base 1 to 573 and encodes 190 amino acids. The transcript is spliced from 2 exons. The record is from RefSeq and is a predicted model, not a curated record. Lineage: Eukaryota; Fungi; Ascomycota; Eurotiomycetes; Onygenales; Ajellomycetaceae.
AUGGCCCGUGAAGAAAUGUCUCAUUACUGUUUUCAUUCUCUGCGCCGUGUGCGGCGGUGUACAGGUCGCCCUAAUAUUUUUGCUCCCGAAUCGCAAAGCAUCACGAAGUCCAAUGGCCUGUCACCCCUGAUGGCCAUUUUAAGCGCCUGUCUCCUCGUUGCCGGUGUGCUUAGGCACUACUGGGACAUAUAUAUCCAUCGGACUGUGCGGGGAAUAAGUUUCUUGUUUGUGGCCAUUGAUGCGGCGGGUGAUUUAUUUUCGCUGGUUUCUAUCUUAUACCAACCCACAUUUGAUAUACUCGGGAUGGUCAUCUACGGAAGCGAGCUGGCCUUCUGGUUGGGGAUCUGUGCGUGUGGUUUCUUUAUGAAUUUCUGCCCCUGGAUUAAGAAGAAAGCCAGAGCAUGGGGAUAUCGUGCGGAAGAAGAGUCUGGGAGUGAAAAGAAUGAACCUGCGACACAACAAUCCCAACAAAUUUAUCUUCAGGAGGUGCCGUCAUCUACCUCUGUGUUUCAAACAGCGUCUGGGACAACGGGCACGCUGAGGAGGAGAGACACUGCUGUGCAAGAGCCAUAA